AUGAAUCUCCGAAUCCAGCAACAUCACAUUAUACACAAAAUGGCUGCCAGGGAGCCAUCCAGAUACCUGGCUAAGGCUCUGCCGAGGGCAUUUGCCCCAUCAGCCCGCCCCCAGGCCUUUAUUGGCCGACGCAAUGCCUCCGACUCGGCCCCGACUCGACGUUUGUCGGACGAGCUGGAGACAGCCUCGUCUUUGACCUCCAAGGUCUCCGACAGCGCAGCGGAAUCGUUCGACCCAGUUUCUCGAGCCAGUGCUCGCAGGUCCCAGCUUCCUCGCAGUCGAUACCAAUUCCGAUCCCCUAAAUAUUACCGCGGUCCUCUCCACCCUCACCAACCCCCUGCUCCCUCCGAUCCCUCUUCCCGCCUGUUCGUUCCCGGACCUUUCUCUCUCCCGCGCACCGAGCAGACCUACAACGCGACAGUCGCAUCAGAUAUCAUGACUCUGUGCUACGUGCAUACACCACCCGGAUUCAAGGCUCCCGUUAAGGCCCCGCGACUGCGCGAGUGGGAUGACAGCUCCCCCUAUCAUAAGAACCGUCCCCUCCGUGGGCCCCGUGGCGGUGAUGUGCUGCGAUUACUCCGCAAGCCAAUUCGGUUCAACAACAUCCCCAAGAUUGAGCGGAUCACUGUUCACAGUUACGUUAAGCAGGCAGCACAGGAGAACUCGUCUUGGAUCCAUGUCGCCGGUAUCGCGAUCCAGGCCAUCUCCAAUGUCCGUGUCGAGACCUUCAAGUCGAAGUCUGCCGUUGCUACUUGGAGCAUUGCCCCUGGUCGCGACACCGUCGCCGUCAAGGCGGAGUUGCAGGGCGAGACGAUGCACCACUUCCUUGGAAAGCUGAUUGAUGUUGUUCUGCCUCGUAUGAAGGAUUGGCAAGGUAUCAAGGGUAGCAGUGGUGAUAGCAGUGGAAACAUUACUUUCGGUCUGGAACCGGAGCAUGUUGCCCUGUUCCCCGAGAUCGAGGUCAACUAUGAUAUGUAUCCUCCCAAGAUGAUCCCGGGUUGCCACAUUACCCUCCACACCACUGCCAAGGCGGACAAGGAUGCCCGACUCCUCCUGAGUGCCAUGGGCGUUCCUUUCUAUGGAAAGAUCGUCCAGUAA
Penicillium waksmanii is the source of this 1098-nucleotide messenger RNA. RefSeq names its product mitochondrial 54S ribosomal protein uL5m. NCBI's taxonomy places the organism in Eukaryota, Fungi, Ascomycota, Eurotiomycetes, Eurotiales, Aspergillaceae. The coding region runs from base 1 to 1098 and encodes 365 amino acids. Gene Ontology annotation, molecular function: RNA binding; structural constituent of ribosome. The transcript has 3 exons. Gene Ontology annotation, biological process: translation. The record is from RefSeq and is a predicted model, not a curated record. Gene Ontology annotation, cellular component: ribosome; cytosolic large ribosomal subunit.